AUGGCGGAGUAUCUCAAAGUCUACCGUGACCAACCAUUGUCCAACGAUCUCCUGGGAGGGCCUCUAGGCCUUCUCAUGUUUGCAGGAGUUGGUUAUGGCUGGAAGGCUGACCUUGAUAUGCCGUCAUGGGGUCCAAACUUCCCUGGAGAGGCACAAUCAAAACCAUCUACUAGAGGUGCUGCAGACGCAGUGGCUUUUCCAGGCAACAGUGAUAUUGAGAGUAUUUUUGAAAAAGAACCUCACGAAAGAAUAACCGGUCCCGACAUGGAGGUCACAUUGUAUAUUCUGGAUCGCAUCAAAAUGAUAGGCCCCAGAGUUUCUGACUACGGAAGAAUCGAGCUUCGCCAUUCAGAAGGCUUGCCAAUAACCUGGGCCUUGGACUUUGCUCUACGUCACGAGAGCUACACAUCAGGGGGCCACCCAUUGACUGCUUUGCGUCAUCUUCUCGAGCCAUUUGCGGUUUCCAAGAGCAAAGAGACUGAUUUCCCUAUUGAAAACGGCCUGGAAUUUCUGAAGUUUUUGGCUCGUUUCAAUCGUCCAUUCCAGAAGGGAAAGCAGUGCUCUAGAGCUGUGUUGGCCCGUUUUUGUUACGUGACAGAUUUUCUUGCACAAGUCCCUGUAAGUGUUCCUUCUCUCACUUUGUGCCCUCGCCUAAUUGUCAAGGAUCCCGACGACGACGAAGACGAAGACCAAUACAUGAAGGAACGUCGCUACAUUGAGCUUCUCGGCGCAAAGUGUAAGCCCUAUAACCACGCCAUAGCUGAGACGAAGAAGGGCUAUAUUGGGAGGUUUCCCCCGAGGAUUGAGGAGGGCGAUUUGGUUUGUCUACUCAACGGCCUCAACCAAGUAGCCGUUGUGCGGGAAGCUGGCUGGGCUGGAAGUGGUAAGGUAUAG
Molecule: messenger RNA, 894 nt
Organism: Fusarium musae
Lineage: Eukaryota; Fungi; Ascomycota; Sordariomycetes; Hypocreales; Nectriaceae
Exons: 2
Coding region: 1-894 (297 amino acids)
Source: RefSeq, a predicted model, not a curated record